Fusarium oxysporum Fo47 is the source of this 762-nucleotide messenger RNA. RefSeq names its product cutinase. The record is from RefSeq and is a predicted model, not a curated record. NCBI's taxonomy places the organism in Eukaryota, Fungi, Ascomycota, Sordariomycetes, Hypocreales, Nectriaceae. Gene Ontology annotation, molecular function: hydrolase activity. Bases 1 to 762 code for a protein of 253 amino acids. The transcript has 3 exons.
AUGGUUUUUCCUAAAGUCCUCUUUCUGUCCACUCUGUCUGGCAUCGCUGCGGUUACCUCUGCUGAGUCCGGCUGCCGCUGUGGCGAUUCAGCUUAUCUCGCCAUUCCCCGCGUCAACUUAUCCACACCUGAGCAAUUGAAGCCAUGUGCUACCUACAAACUUCUUGAUGCCCGAGGAUCUGGAGAGCCGCAGGGUGUAUCCCUUAUGUUCCAAAAUACUAUUCAGCGGAUUUUAGCCAACAAUACUGGCGCCGUUAGCCAAGCCGUCGUCUACCCAGCUGGAUUCGACCAGAAUGUUACCAGUGGUGUAAAGUUCGUUACCGAUAUUAUCAAAUAUGGCCUUCAGGAUUGCCCGAAGCAAAAGUACUUCCUCUUUGGCUAUUCUCAGGGCGCAACUGUGGUUCAGAGAGCGCUAAGUGAACUUGAUGAUGCAAGUAUGGCCGCUGUUAGCAGCGUUGUGAUGGUUGGCAACCCGUAUCGCACGCCUGGUAGACUCUCCAACUAUGACAGUCAAGGCCACCGUGACAACCGCAUUGCAUAUGGGUUAUUUGCCGUCCAGUCCCUACAGUCAAAUGACAGCAUCCUUACGUUCAACGAUGGCGUUGACCGCAGUGGAAAGGUCGCUGAUAUCUGCUUGGAGAAUGAUAUUGUCUGCUCUUUUGACCCGAAUUGCACGUGCCAGCUUGCUAGUGAUCACUUAUCGUACGGGCUGAUGAAGCCUGUCCAAGACCAGAUUUUCGAUCAUGUUAUCUCUCGACUCUAG